AGCGUAUAUUUUUCGCGCAGUUCGCUCGGACGCGCCCACAAAGUGAAAGUGAAAGAUGUUGUAGGCAGAAAGUGACGUUUCCACUCAACACAAAUGUCGCACCUCUCUGCGUGGCGGUGUGAUUUCAUACACAUUCGUGUGGAUUUACCCGUCGGCGUUCCAUCUGAAUUCUCCGGGACAAGCGGACAUGCUUGUGCUGCUUAUAUUGAUUUUCAUGACGGCUGCUAAUCAGCAUAAUUUUGCCAGAGCAAGCGGUUUCUGUGGACCGCCUCAGAUAGCCUACACAGUUCCUGUUCAUGAGACAUAUCCCAUUAAUAAGAUAAUUCGCCUUCAGUGUGUAGAGGGCUACGUGAGGAAAGCAGGAACAUCCAACCAGAUCCGCUGCACAGAAAAAGAUGGCGAAAAAUUCUGGGAGUAUAUCCUUAACUUCGAGUGCAUACCUGAUCCCAGAAAGCCGAAUGUGCCGAAAACUGAUCCCACAACGCCACAUGUGACAAAAAAGACCCAAAUGCCUCAUUUCACAUCAUCCACCACAGAAAGCACAGAUAUAAAGAUUUCCACAGUUCUUGGCACAAGCAUGCCAACCACAGCAACAGGGCAUUUAACUUUGACAACAACAAAUGAAGUUGUCACAACCAAAACAAGAAGAACUACCAGCCAGCCAACUUUGAAGAGCACAACAAAAGAGGCAGAGUCUAUUACAACAACCAACGAAAUUACUUCUUCAACAUCCAGCAGCUUCACAAGCAGAGAUUAUAUGACAGCCACAUCGUCACAUUCCUCGUCAAGCUCUUUCACUACAAUAACAGAAGUUAAAGGAUUUUCACACGAUGGAGUCAAUGUAUCUGUAAAGACUACAAAUGUUUCUGAAGAAACUAAAAUGGAAGCCACCUUUAGUAAUUACACAUCAACAGUAAGUGGUGUUACAAGCAUAAUUAUCAUCUGCCUGGCGGCAGCAGUAUUCCUUCUCUGGUGGAGGUGGAGACAUCGAGAAAGAAGUGAUAGAAACGGGAUCCAACUAUAUCAUAACGUCUGUACAUCUGAACACUGUUCAACUGACCCAAACACAGCAGCCAACAAUCCCACAACAGUCUCUGUCAAUGACACAAAUCAACCACAUACAGGCUCCUUAAAUGGUGUGGACACAAGUGACAAGCUCCUCCCACAAACAGACUCCUGUUAAAGACUUUGCCCUUAGCACUGCAUAAAAUACCAUCCCAACUGAACAUAUCUGAUAAACCUCCAUCUAUUGUACUUUACCUCACUCUACUCAUUUAAUGUUAUCAUAAAAUGAAUAAAGUUUUUAUAUUGUUUUUA
Molecule: messenger RNA, 1317 nt
Organism: Megalobrama amblycephala (Wuchang bream)
Lineage: Eukaryota; Metazoa; Chordata; Actinopteri; Cypriniformes; Xenocyprididae
Gene: il15ra
Product: interleukin 15 receptor subunit alpha
Exons: 11
Coding region: 188-1183 (331 amino acids)
Biological process (GO): interleukin-15-mediated signaling pathway
Cellular component (GO): plasma membrane
Molecular function (GO): interleukin-15 receptor activity
Source: RefSeq, a predicted model, not a curated record